Ziziphus jujuba (common jujube) is the source of this 1946-nucleotide messenger RNA. Its product is annotated as 3-ketoacyl-CoA synthase 20. Bases 200 to 1708 code for a protein of 502 amino acids. Gene Ontology annotation, cellular component: membrane. Lineage: Eukaryota; Viridiplantae; Streptophyta; Magnoliopsida; Rosales; Rhamnaceae. The record is from RefSeq and is a predicted model, not a curated record. Gene Ontology annotation, biological process: fatty acid biosynthetic process. Gene Ontology annotation, molecular function: acyltransferase activity, transferring groups other than amino-acyl groups. The transcript is spliced from 2 exons.
CAUAUCCUCCCUCAUACAUGCAUAUGCUUUUCUUUAAUUUCUCCAUCUUUCUCUGUGUUUUAUAAUAACCAAAAAAAAAAAAAAAAAAAAAAGGAAAAAAGAAGAAGAAGAAGAAGAAGAAAAAGAUAGGGGGGAAAAAACAAUUGUUUUUAAUCUGGUUUUGGUUUUCAAUAUUUAUACAUAUAUAUAUAUAUAUUGUAUGGGGACUAGUGAGGAAAAACAAAGCAUGGAGAACAAACAAGAUGGCGUUAGACUCAAGUACGUGAAGCUUGGUUAUCACUACUUGAUCUCUAACGCCAUGUACAUAUGUCUCCUGCCAAUUAUAGUAGCUUUGGCUCAUCUUUCCAUUGAAGAUUUGGUCCACCUUUUUCACCAACACCAGCUAAGUCUAGUAUCAGUAACCCUAGUUUGUACUGGACUUACUGUUUGCUUAGCAACCCUUUACUUUGCUCUCCGUCCACGAGAGGUUUACUUGCUCGAUUUCUCGGCAUUUAAGCCUGAUCCAUCUCUUAUGGUCAGCCGAGAAACUUUCAUGAGGCAGUCUAAGGACACCAACAGCUUCUCCGAAGAAACGUUAGCAUUUCAGAGGAAGAUCUUGGAGAGGUCCGGUUAUGGACAGAAGACUUAUGCGCCAGAAGCAGCUUUGGAGGUUCCAAUCGACCCGACAAUGGCGAAGGCGAGGAAGGAGGUGGAGAUGGUGAUGUUUGGAGCUAUAGACCAGUUGUUAGCCAAAACCGGAGUGAACGUUAAGGAUAUUGGGGUCGUUGUGGUGAAUUGCAGUUUGUUUAAUCCUACUCCUUCUUUGUCUGCCAUGGUUGUGAACCGCUACAAGCUAAGGGGGAACAUUUUGAGCUACAAUCUUGGUGGGAUGGGUUGCAGUGCAAGCCUGAUUUCCAUAGAUCUCGCCAAACGCUUGUUAAAGGACCAAUCCAAUUCCUAUGCCCUAGUGGUUAGCACAGAGAGCAUGACUCUAAACUGGUACGGAGGAAACAACCGUUCAAUGCUCAUCACAAACUGUCUGUUCCGGCUAGGUGGUGCAGCGGUCCUCUUGACGAACCGGUCCUCCGAACGCCGGCGUUCGAAGUACCAGCUCAUGCAAACCUUACGUACACACAAAGGUGCUGACGACAAAUCAUUCAAAUGCGUCGUACAGCAAGAAGACGAAUCCAAAAAAGUCGGUAUCAUGCUCUCGAGAGAUCUCAUGGCCGUAGCAGGAGAAGCCAUCAAAACCAACAUCACAAUGCUUGGCCCACUGGUUCUUCCUUUGUCGGAACAACUGCUUUUUCUAGCAAACCUAAUCGGAAGAAAGGUCUUCAAGAUGAAGAUGAAGCAGUACGUUCCCGAUUUCAAGCUCGCUUUCGAGCACAUUUGCAUCCAUGCAGGAGGGAGAGGAGUUCUCGAUCAGAUAGAGAAGAACCUUGCUCUAACAAGAUGGCAUAUGGAGCCCUCGAGAAUGACUUUGUAUAGGUUCGGGAAUACCUCAAGCAGCUCACUGUGGUAUGAGCUUGCUUACACUGAAGCUAAAGGAAGGGUGAGGAAAGGUGAUAGGCUAUGGCAGAUUGCUUUUGGAUCUGGGUUUAAGUGUAACAGUGUGGUUUGGAGAGCUUUAAGGACCAUUGAUCCCAACAAGGAAAAGAGUAAUCCAUGGACGGAUGAGAUUGAGGAGUUUCCUAUUCAUGUUCCUGAUAUUUCACCUAUUUUAGUCUGAAAUAACAAAAUUUGGGCCCCGCUUGGAUUAAUAUAUUAUCUAUUGGAUUUGAAUGGUUGGGAUUAGUUCAUGAAUAAUUACUGUUUUGGACUUUUCUUUUCGUUGUUUUUGUUUUUUGUUUUUUCCUUUUUUUUGGGGGGUUUGGGCAAGUGGCUAAGUGAUCUUUUUGUGCUAAUUUUUAGCUUAGAUUUGUGGAAGGGGCAAAAUAAUAAUAAGUGCUCUAUAAUUUAUUGUUUUA